GGCAAGUAAAACUUGCUGCCGUGUUUGAAUUGAGCGGUCUGCACAAAGGUGACAUUGUGUCAUUUGCACUCAUGUCUAAAGAGUUCCUGAAUACAACAGACAUUUCUGAUACCUUUGCUGGUGUUCCAAGAAAACAGAAAUUUGUAACAAAUCCAACACCUUCGGCCGUUACCAGAUAUGUAUGCAUUUCAAAAGAAGCAGAUGGUUCAUCCCAUUCUCAACCCUUGGCAUUCUGGGAGAGUGUGAGAAAUAAUGAUCCAGUAGUUACUCAGCAUGUGUGCACUUUUGAAGAAUCGGGAAGUGAUGUUAGUUCAUCAGUCGCAUCCACCAAUGUGGUGCUGAAAAAACAUGUUGCAGUCAUUCCAGCAGAUGCAAUACCAGCAUUUCCUGGUUUUUGUUCUGCUGAGCGUCUUAAUCAGAAACGAUACAGCCAGCAUGAACAUGUUUCUCACAAACAGCAUCCACCAGCACGCAUCAAGUCAUGCCGAGAACAGCAGAAAUCCACAAGGAUAACUCCACACACAUGGCGUGAGCAGGUACAGAUCAUAAAGAAGGAAGAUGCUAUUGCUGCGGCAGGAGGAGUGAAUAGCACUGUAACUGUCUCAGCUGUUAAGUUGAAAGACAAUGUAGGUUCAUCUGUCAUCACUAAGUCAGUCGUUUCUGAAGCAGAAGCUCAAAGUACUUUAACUGAAUGUAUCAGUGCUACUAAUCCAGGUGACAUAAUUAUUGAGAAAAAUAUUAUUACCAGUCAAAGAAAUGACAAAGAAUUUCAUGAAUUAGACCGUGGUGAUCUUGAUGUAAAUGAGCCAGAGGUUUUAAGUGCUGAUGGAAACAAUGCUGGAAAUGAAAAAUUGGCAACAAAUAUUAAAGUGAAAGGUGUUGGCUCCAUGCAAAGAGCUUCAACUGAAGUCAGUGAUCAGAAAAAUGCAGAUUCUGAGAAAAAAUGCACUUCAGAUACUCCAAAAAGAAAGUUAUUUCAUAAUCAAAAUAAAACUAGGGAAUAUAUACUCCAACAGAAACAAAAACGAAAAGAAAGAUUUGCCACUGAACAAAGAAAAAAGAACAUGGAGGAUGAAAUGAAGAAAGUUAAGCUUCAAACGCUGAGGGAAAAAUCCCGAAGAAUUGUUAAAACAAAUGUUAAGAAAUCGUUAUCUAAGAAAAGAAGUCCAGAAAAAAUAAAUAAUUUGGGCCCAGCCACUACUAUUGAUCAUAAUGGGGAAGAAGAUGACUUACAGACACCUGAUGUUGCUAUUACUGUGAAAAGUGUUACUCAGAAAUCAGUUUCAGUAACGAAAUAUAAAGUUACUGAGUCCAUACCCUCAAGAGAUCGUCUGUCAGCUGAACGUGAUAAUGACAUAGAUAUGGCACACAAUUCUUCUCUGUCUGACAGCAAUGGAGGAAAAUCCAACAAGAGUAGCAGUGUGGAUCGAGAAUUGCAAGGAGACCAGCAGAUAAGAAAUGAACUUGAUUUGAAGAUACGUGCAGUAGCAAAAGCACUCAGUGCAGAACUAGAAUCCAACAUUUUGCAUUCUAGCUAUGACCUAACAGACAAGAUGACCGAUGAUAGGAACCCUCUGUCACUACAGCGUCCAUUGUAUAGACUUCGUGACACUGUAUGCAAUAGGCAGCCAGUUACUCAUAAUAUGGAAAAUAGCAGAGUGGUGAACACAGACAGAGCAAUAAUAAAUAUCAGUGAUUCACCUCCAACCAAACUUAAACGCUAUGAUCAUAGAAAGCAAAUGAAGUCAUUGGAAAAGAAAAUGGAGUUAGCGAAUCACACAAUCAAUAUGCUCAGAGAAAACAAUAUUAUUAAAUCUGUUGAACGGUCUACCAGAGAACAGGCAGGAAGUGUCAAGGGACCUGAGAAAAUCCUAAAGGAAAACUCUGUUGAAUCGGAGAAAAAAUCUAGGCAAAAGACUGUGAACAGUCCACAGCAGUAUUUUUCCAAGAGAAGCGCUUUUCCUUUUUGCCCUGAGCAGCAUUCUGAAACAACUGAAAAAAGUAGAAAAUUGCUUAAGAAACGAAGAAGUGCCGAUAAAACAAACCACGUUCAAAAUCACUUAGGUACUUCGACACAAACAGUGUUAAACCAUGUUCCACAAAUAAGCAUGAAAUACUCACCACCAUCACCACCUCAUAUUUCAGAAUCCGGUAUUAUUGGAAAGAGAGAGACUGUACAACCCCAAGUGCGCAAACAUUUGGAUGAAGUAAUUAAUUUGAAUUGUCUACCCUCAUCAUUCACCAACAAUUUGCAGACAAUAGAAAGAAAUACUCAUGUUACCCCUGUGGAACAAAAAAAAUACCCAGAACGUAGGCAUGAACUUGUUAAAAAUAGACAAAAUGCAGAUGAUGAUUAUAACAAAAGUUCAGAUAGAAAAUCACAGCUGCAGACUGAUAUGGUCACUACUCACUCAGAUCCAGUGAAAGAUUGUGAAAUUAAGGUACAAACUAAAGCGAAAUUGAAGAAAUUGUUGAUGCAACAAGAAUUUGAAAAAGACCAAUAUGCAGCAAAUUCUCCAUUAACAUGUGAUGUCACAACCAGAUCUUCAGGUGCUGCUGCGGAGCUAUUCAAGCGUGCAGUUGAACAUGAAAAGAGAGAGAGAGCUGCUACCCGAAUUCAAGCAUUGUAUCGUGGACAUAGCACUAGAAAAAUUACAGGUUCACUCUUGAUUGGUACCAAGUCAAAGGGUGAUGUCCAGCAAUCACAGCUACAGGAAGAACAACAUCAUAACAGCACAAAGAAAGAGUCCUGGUUCAAAGAAGAUCUUAGUGGAAGAAAAUUGAAUACUGGUGAACCAACAGAUUGGCUUGAACUAGAGCCUGUCAAACCAUGUCCGUACAAUGUCAUGACAGCUGUUAGGCAAAAACUUUUAGCCCUUAAAGUCUCGGAUGCCAAUGUUGAAACAAAAACUGCAAACAUUUGCACAGAUCGGACAUCGGCAGGUGAUAAAAGUGGUAUUGAAGAGAAUAAUAAGAGUACUCUAGAUCAAAACAAAGAAGUGUGUACUUCAGGCUUCUGGGUGGAAGAGAAUGCAAUUGUACAAACAAAUACUGUUGUCCCUGCCACAGAAAAUAAGAAAAAAGUGCAGGCAGCACAACUAUGUAGUUCAAAGGAGAAUUCCUUAUCUAAUGCAGAAGGAAGAUCAGGUAAUAGAAAGACAAGUGGAUCAGAUACAAGCUAUGUCUUUUCUGAAGAAGCAGGUUGGAUUGAAAAUGAAGAGCCAGAGCAAAAAGAAAUUGGAUCUUUACACCUCAGUACAGUAAAUAAAACCAAUAUUAGACAGCAUUCUAGGAACCAGGGUAAGACACGUGAAUCCUCAGCCAAAUCAUCAAUAGUAGGUAGUGAUAAAGAACACUCACUGACAUGCAACCUUAAAAAUAACAGUGAAAGUUUAUCAUUACCAGAUGUGCAUCUUGUUAGAAAGCGUAGAAGUUCAGAAAAUGAAACAGUUUCUAUCCCUUCUAAUUCCAAAGAGCCGUAUUUAUCUGGUGUGAAGGAAAGGGAGAGUUCACUGCCAACAAGCAAGGCAGAUUGGAUAGAAGCAUCAGUACAUUUGUCAUCUACUCAAACAUCAUUUCCCUCUGAAACAAGUAAUAGGACAAAGAAUAAUGAAAGUGAAACACAUUACAAGAAAAACAUAACGGAGACAAAAUCAGAUUGUAAUGCAAAAAACAGCAACUACUCUAAGGAGACAAUGUCGAGCAUACACAUCUCUGAUGGAGGUCAUGCAGAAAAGUCAUCCAUACAGUGCACUGGAACUCCGCCUGAAACUGAAACCAAGAAGACAGUGUCUUCUCGUUCUGGCAGUUCUGCAAAUUGGAGCCGCAGCAGACACAAAUUUCACAAAGUAUUGGAAUCAGGAAAAAUGAUGCCACCAGAAGCUUUGCAUUUGCAAUUCCAAGCAGAAAUAAAUCUACUAGAGUCACUUGAAGAAUCUAGGCUACGACUAGCUCAAAUAGAGGGGCUACAUGCUCUUUCUUUAAUACAGCAUCAGAACUGUCCUGUAACUACACGACAAAAGGAUGAACGAGAGCAGCAGGUUCGUGUUACAUCAGAUCAUCAGCAACAGUCUGCCCCAAAACAGGAUAAGAUUGAUGACUUUGAAAAAAACAGAAGAGAAUUCAAUGCAUUUAUUGAAUCCAUACGAAAAUAUGGUACAUUGCAUGGUGUUGACCCAGAGGUCAUUGAUUGGCUUACAUUUUCAGAUGUGUCAAGUCCAGUGAAGGAGUCAAACACUGAAGUUAGAUUUGGGAAACAAGAAAAGGAAUUAUUCCAAACAGAGAAAAAUGUACUGAACAACUCUGAAAAUAAUUCUUUUGGAGAAAAUAGAGAUAUGCAAAAUUUAAAGUAUUCAUACGACUCUUCCUUCACUUCUGUGAGUGAGGACAUUUCAGGCCAAACAAAUAGUACAAAAAGCAAACAUUCAAAACUCAAUUCACUAAGUGAGAGCACUGUUACGAAAACAUUAGAUGCAGCUCUUAAAAAAGGACAAAUUUCCAUAGCAGUUUAUUGUAAGUAUGCAAAGUUGAUCCAGGAAGAAGCAAUGCGUGCACAUGAGCAGGACAUUCUUCUGGACACAACAGAGCAGGCACUCCUUGAUCGAUUCAAGACUGACAUGAUGUCACUUGAAACAAACAAAAGACAGCUGAAGCAGUGUGGCAAAGAAAACCUCGUCCCAUCUGUUAAAAAAAAGCAGCGAGCCCUUGUUCUGAAACUCGAGCAUGACAGAGAAGAGAUAAAAAGGUUGCGAAAUAUGUACAUGGAAGCAUCUAAGGAAUGGAGAAAUCUGCUCUUGCAACACCUAAAUCUUGCCAGAUGUAAUGUGACAGACAACAAAACCUUGGCAACAACGCUACAAGAAAGAGCACUGACAACAGCAACAAGCAUCGACACAGAGCCAAGAAACUCCAUGAACUCAGAAACAAAGAAAUCUGUUGUUCACAGUACUUCACCUGUGCAGGCAGAAGUCUCUUCAAGCAUACAAACAGAACUGUCACAACAUUCAGCUCAAAGUACAAGAUCAGUGGGUUCAGGCUCCUGGAGUUCCAACCAAAAGAAAGAAAAUUCUCUAGUUCAAAGCAGUGUAGAUGUUUGUACAGAUUUAACAAAAACUGAAACAGCUGCUCAGACAAAUUCAGCUGAAAGUAGACACAGCCUUCUUCCAAGCAAGAGAUUAUGGUCUCAUGAUGAAAUAUCCAACUGGGAACAGUCACCAGGUGAAGAUAAAACUAGAGUAAGGCCAUUCAGAUAUCACAGAGAUCACAGUAUUUCCCCAAUGAGAGUGCUGAAAACUGAGAAGCAGAACAUAAAUCUGAGUGGAAGUGCUGAUUUUCUCCACAUGGAAAAUAAUUCUGCAACCACUUGCUUUGAUAGAGACUUUAUUUCAGGGAAAAACAGUUCUUCUGCGAGGGCAGUGCCAGUCAAAGGAAGCAACAACAAAAGCAGUUCUGCUUCUCUGGAAACUGCAGAAACAGUUUCUUCUGCAGAGGUACUGUGCAAGGGCAGUGAUGCCAGUAUUCGGAUGUCUGUAUCUCCACAAAGUGGGAUGAGGAGGCAGUCAAGUGGCUCUGAUGAAUCCAUUAUGUUAUCACAAGGUGACACACCAUCAGAGCAAAGCGAUCUGGAGGGCCGAGUUUGUGCUUUAAGAGAGCAGCUAAGAAGACGUGAACUGGAAGCUGAGCAAUUAAAGAAACUGCAGAGGAAGAAAGCUCGUAGGGAGGAACUGAAAGCUACGGAGCAGUCUUUACUGAAACAGAUACAGGCACUUGAUUCAUACAUCAAUCGAAUAAAAGAACAACUGAAGCAAAAUUUCAACACAUCCCCCUUACUUGCUGUCAAACCUAAGAUAAAACAGCCCCGUGUCCAGACUGAACAAAUCUCCAAGCAUAUUUUGGGUAGAACUAAGGAAAAGUCAGAACCAUGUAAACAGACUGAACGAAAAUCCAACCAGGUGUUGGACAAAGUUGAAUAUGAAUCCCCACUAGAUGAUAGUUCUCAAAAGUCAAUAUCAAAUGGCCUAAGCACUGAGAUUCCAACUGUGAUUUCAGAACAGACAGCUAACUCUGUAAAAUUUCUGCCAGAAGAUACUAAUAGCAUCACAUUCGGGGAAGCACGCACUUCUGAAGAUGAUAACCGUCAGGAUGAUAUUGUUUCUGUCUCAGGCUCUUAUGAGAGGACAGAGGGUCCUGACUCCACUGAAGAUUAUAUAUCUCAAGAGAAAAAUAGCUACUCCAAGAACAAGAAUGCCAUUAUAAAGACAUCUUCCAUGAAGGAAAUCAGUUCCUUAAGCUCAGAACAGCAAUGUUCAGGUUAUGUAAAACACACAAAAAGUGACCAGUCUUUUUCAGCAACAGAGUUGAAUGAUGGAGAGUCCAUAAUUCCUACCAUGCUUGCCUCAGGCGAUGAUUUUGUUGAAGAGGACAGAGAGAUUUCUGAAAUUUUGGUGAACAGCACUUUUGAUAUGAUUAAUGCAGAAGUUUCAUCAACACAGCAAUGUAAGGGUUCUAAAAAUGACUACACACAAGAGUCUUGUGUUUCCUCGUCCUUCAAGCCUCUUGAGAACUCAGCUGAAGCUAAGUCAAAUAGCUUGUUCUCAGAGAGGUCAGACAGUUCUCUCAAUAAUGUUGUCCCCCACAGGACUGUCUCAAAAUCGUGUACAUCAGCUACUAUAAAUGAAGAAUUAUCUGAAAUUGAAGAGACAUCCGUGAGUGUGCAACAGCUGUCAGACACCACAGAAGUGCAGAAAGCUUCAUCAGCUGAUAGUAUACAACAUGAAAUUUCAUCAAAAUCGGACUUAGAAUCUGAGAAUGUAGUAAAUGUCACAGAUUUAGUGUGUGCAUCACAAAAUGUAGGUGAUACAUUCUGUAUCCUUACAUCUGACGUAAAAGUAAUGAAAGCAUCACCUAGUAUUUUGGCAGCUGGAGAAGAAAAAAGAGAGGAUUCUACACAGGAACUGCUAUUAUCUACAGAAAGUCGGAAUCAACCAUCAGAGAAAGAACUAUCUGAGGAGUCUGUAUUGAAUGUCUAUUCACAUACCAAUCAGGGCAGAGAUGGGAUAGAGUUCUGCCACAGUGCAGAUGAUAGCAUCAGCAUGGAGAGCCAUCCUAUGUCUGUGCAGUUGAGCUCAACAUUUGUUGUUGAACAUGAGGAGCAUACACCAGAAGCCCAAACAGUAGAGCAGUCUAAAAUAACUGUUGCCUCUGAAAAGAAUGAGAACAGGAUGCAAAAACUAAAGCUUGUUGACAGCAUUACUGAAUCAAUAAUGCUGCAACUUCUGAAGGACUCAUUUGUAUCACCUAGCAUUAAACUGAAAGAAUGCGGAGAAGUACCAGAUGGUAAUGCAUCAAGAGAAACAGUUUUAUCAUAUGCACAUAAAUCCAAUGAGACCACCAAACCAGAGGUUGGUGUAAUAAGUGAAAUUCAAUGUGAUUCAAGAACUGUUAUCCUAUAUGAAGCUGAGAAGCAAGAGAAUCUUGCCAUUGAAAAACAACCUCACACAAUAAAUGAUAUCUGCAUUGGUAAUACUACUUUCAUCAUUGAUGAGUCUAGUAAGUCUGAGAAAAAUACUUCGGUACUGGUGGAUGAGAUGCUAAAUCACUUUCUAGACAAUGCUACCAGUGAUGUACUUACCAUAUACAAUGCAAAAAUAUCAAACUCUGACAGACUGUGUGUGCCUUCUGAAGAUUCUAAACAAAGCCCAUUUAUCAAAAUAUUGGAAUCACGCAAUAAUAGUGAGCUUAGUCCACCAGAUCGUGAUUCUAUUUGCAAGCCCUCAGAAAUUAUAAAUGUCACAUUGAAAAACAAUAAUACCCAUCUCUCAGUUGAUGAUAUGAUAAAUGAUGAUGUAGUGAAAGACUCAUUUCACAAUUCGAAAAAAAUUAAUGUUAUAGAAAAUGAAAUGCAAGAUAUGAUAUCAUUUACUUCCCCAGAUAGUAGAAAAGUUCAAGAACUUUCUGUGGAAGAUGUAUUGAAGCCUUUUUCGGAACAUUCUACUUGUGAGAAAUUGAUGACCAGAACUGAUCGCGAACAACCACAUGAAAACAGAAGUGAUGUCUCUUCAGGAAGCCUCAUUACAGAUGAGGGCGACAGUCUACUGCACCAUGGACUUACAACAGCAGCUGAAGUGGUGAUGUCUGAGGAACAUCUAGAAAAUGGCUGUAAGUCAAAAGUUGGUACCCAAAAUGGAAACAAGUUGAAGGACAUCAGUCAUCUCCAAAAGGUGGAGGUAAGGGGCAAACAGACACUCAACAAUGAGACCUUUCCUCCAGGCUGGUUUGAUGAAGACUUGGAUCUCAGCAACAGCUGGCGUGAAGCUGAGCAAUUACGUUUGCAACAGCUUCACAUUGAGCAAGAGAUACGGCGGUUGGAAGAACAGCAGCAUCAGCAACAAGCACUGGUUCUGGUCCGUGAAAUUCCAGACAAGCCUCCACCACCGUACACACCACGUGGUACCACACUGCUGUCAUCUUCGGUGCUUUGUCCACCACCAGCAAUUGGUGCUUCAGCACCCCGUCACCGUCUUAUAGAACUCGUGGCUGAGGCAACUCCACUGCUCAUUUCCACUGGUACACUGCCCAUGCUGCCUCCGGAAGACUUUUGUACCGGCUACAAUCCUUCCAUCCGCAAGUUCAUCUUUGACCUCAGUAGCAGUCUUGUCAAUGAGGCUGUCAGCGUCCCAUGUACAGAUGAUGAGUAUGGUGAAGAGACUCCUCGACAACAGAUGACAGUGAAGCGAAGUCAGGAAGCAGUGCGAGCACACGUGACACGGAGGGCAACAGCCCUUCUAGAUGGUUGUGCUGGUGCAGGAUCAGGCUCUGCCGGCAAACUCAGGCGCUUGGCUGUAGGACCACGAUGGCGACGACGUGACCAUGUUGAUGAGUUGCUUGUACGUGAGGCACGUGACGAAGAACCUGGUUGGAUUGACUACCGGCGUGAUGAAGCACAGUUGCGCAAUGAGACAGUAUGUGCAUUGCUGCAUGAUUUGCUCGAUGAUACUGUGACUGCUAUUACAACGGCCAUUGCAAGACGCAUGGCUCCCAAGACAACAGGUGUGAUGUGAUUAUGUCAUCAUCUUACGUGGGACUUCUGCCACUAACUUGCUGCAGAUAUUCUCCAAAGUUCCAGCACAUUGAAAAGUGAAGACCAUAAAGAUACUGGAACCUUUUCUUUCUCCAGGAACAUGACUUCAGUGUGCUCUAAUUUGAUGGUAUAGUUUAAAAAUGUUUUAUGGCACAUUCACAGUUUGUCAUUUAUUGUAUAAGGCAGUUGCUCAGCAUACCCGUCCACUCUCUUUGAAUUCCACAAAGCAAGCUUUAAGACACAGCUAAUUCCACAAUACUCAGGUGCACAUGUGAGACUGAUUAUAUUUUUUUACCUAAUUUAUCAAGACAUUUUAAUAAAUUCUCAGAUUACUUAGAAAAAUUUUGGUGUUGAAUUGGACAGCUUUAAGUUUAUAGGAAUAAACAGAGUGAAAUUUGUACUUAAAUGCAGGAAAAGCAACUAGAACUCCAGUGUCAGUAUGAGCUUGUGUGUGUGUGUGUGUGUGUGUGUGUGUGUGUGUGUGUGUGUGUGUGUGUGCGUGCGUGCGUGCGUGCGUGCGUGCGUGCGUGCACGCGCGCGCUUGCACUUGUGAGCACGUGUUUUUUCAUAUUUUUGUUAAGUAACUCUUGGUGCCUCGGACUGCAAUUAGUAGCCGUUUUAUUCAUCUUUAUUUAUUUUAAUAUCUGAUUUGAACUUGUUAAUUGAUGGCAGUUAUUUUAAUUAUUCAUUUUGUUAAUGAAAUUAUCCUUCACCCAGACUACUCCAAGGAACAAAUUAAACUGAGUUUUAUUUAAUUCUGUGGGGUUAUAUUGUAUACAGUAAACGUGUAAUACAGAACACGUCAAAAACAGAAAACGUUCAUCAGCAUUAUUUCCUAAGGAGCAACCAUUUUGAUUACAAAGUCUAACAUCCUUGAUUAUAAAGAACAGAGACAUAAACAUCAUUUAAAUAAAAAUAAGUCUUUCAAGAAUAGAAAGCUCCAAGUGAAUAAAAACUUCAUAUCAUUAUGACUAGUAAUAAAUAGUUAUGAUUUAACCAAUGAGAAAAAGAAAAAAGCAUAUACACACUUUUUGUUGUUAGUUGUGUAUGAUGUCUUUUACUUUGUGAAAUUUUUGUUUACUUAUGCUUCUGAAUGAACCUUCUGUGUCCCCACUUUCUCAACUCUGGUUCGUUUCUAUUUUUCUUACUUGAUACUUUCAUUUGAGAUUUCUAGGUGGAUGCUGCAUGUUCUUGACAUCGGUCUGACAGUAAUCGUGUGUUUAGCUUAGAUAACGUAAUGUGUCUUACCUAUGUUUUACAAAGAGUGUUAAGCAAUAUAUUUGCCAUAACUCUGUCUUUUUUUUAUAUUCUCUGUUGUCAGACAACUGUAGUUUCCAUUUUUAACAAUGCUGAUAACAUUUGUUAAACUAUAAUUGACACAACCACAGACAUUAUCUAAAAUUAAAUUGUAUUUCAGAUAGUAAAUGAUGAAACAUUAUGUAUCAUACCAAACUAUGAUUAUAGAUAUAUAUUUUCAUAGUAAUGUUUAUUCCAGAAAAGUGUAAGCAGUUGUAAUAAUCUUUGUAAAAUACAAUGUUUUUAUAGUGUUAAUACCAUGAACAGAUUGUAAAAAUGUUAUUUUCAUGUACAGUUUUUGAUAAUAAAUUAUAAAAUAAA
Messenger RNA from Schistocerca gregaria, 10696 nucleotides. RefSeq lists its product as uncharacterized. The record is from RefSeq and is a predicted model, not a curated record. Gene Ontology annotation, biological process: microtubule anchoring. Gene Ontology annotation, molecular function: microtubule binding. Gene Ontology annotation, cellular component: centrosome. Lineage: Eukaryota; Metazoa; Arthropoda; Insecta; Orthoptera; Acrididae. The transcript is spliced from 30 exons. The coding region runs from base 72 to 9059 and encodes 2995 amino acids.